AAAAAAUUUUCUUCUCUUCUAUUAUUAUACUUGUUUAAUUAUUUUAAUAACUUUAAAUUUUAUAAACUUAGUGAGUUUAAUUCGGCAACUUUCGACAAUUUGUGGGACGCUAUGCAAAUUGCCUUAAACGAAAAGAAUGUGAUACGUGAGCCGCAUGAUCUAAAGGAAGUAAUGAAUAGUUGGACACAACAAAAGAAUUAUCCUGUAAUAAUUGCAACACUAUAUAAUAGUGGAUGGGUAAAAAUAUCGAUGCCUAAUUUCAAUGAAACGGAUCGCAGCUGGAUACCUCUGACCUAUACUACACAGUCGGUUUCCAAUUUUAACGCUACGUCAAUUACUGACACGUUGUGGCUAGGAUGUAAUCCAAAAACACCUACAGCUACUACGUUUGAUAGUAACCCUGAAGUGGAUAAUUGGAUAAUUGUCAAUUUACAACAAUCUGCAGGCAAACUCAAUCCCUCUAUAUUCUGGGACCUUACGAGUUAUUUAUCACAGGAGACAGAUUUUAUAGCAUGGUAUCCUAUGAUCAAAGUUUUUGAACACAUGUCGACUAUCCUUCCAUUUUCAAAUAAAAGAGUUGAAAAAAUCCAGUUCAAUCGAUGUUUGCAAGCCCAAAAAUUCCCUGGCAGUUGUAUAAAACUCGGCAUAUAA
Messenger RNA from Temnothorax curvispinosus, 651 nucleotides. RefSeq lists its product as uncharacterized. The coding region runs from base 112 to 651 and encodes 179 amino acids. The record is from RefSeq and is a predicted model, not a curated record. The transcript is spliced from 3 exons. Lineage: Eukaryota; Metazoa; Arthropoda; Insecta; Hymenoptera; Formicidae.